AUGAAACAAAAAGAAUUAGAGAACGAGCUGCUAUUAAAGCUCGUAAGGAAGAUAUCUGCAGUGAAUCUGAGAUAUUGGGAAGCUCUGGAGAUAGUUAAUCUGGCUCGCAGAUUGGACGCCAAUAUGCUGCCUGUUGAAAAGAAGAAGGAGCUUCAGUCACUUGGAGCUAAAAUAUCGUGUGAUACUAUGGAUCCAAAGCAGUGGUUUGACUGUGUAAGAUCUGUCAUUCAGCAGCAUCCAUACCGUUUGAACGCCUGGAACUGCUAUUACAAAGUCAUUUCAAGAUUAGGGAAAAGAGCAUCGGCUGAAGCUAAYUUCAUGCAUCACUUAAGAAGCAAGUACAGAGAUUGUGUACCGCCCAUUCUUAUUGCMGGUCAUCACUUCACUGUCYCAAGCCGACAUCAAGAUGCUGCUAGAGAAUACCUUGAAGCAUAUAAACUAAUGCCCGAUAGUCCUUUGAUUAACCUCUGUCAGGAGGCGUUGUAUAACAUUGCUCGAGCGUAUCAGCACGUAGGACUCGUGACUCUUGCGGCUUCAUACUACGAGAAGGUUUUAGUGGUUUACGAGAAAGAAUAUCCAGUGCCGAAUGAAGAUCCGGAGCGUAAGGCUGUGAAUUGUGAAGCUGCACACAAUCUACAUUUGAUAUAUGAGCAAAGUGGAGCGUUUGAUCUGGCGAGGCAAGUCUUAAAGGAUCACUGCACUUUCUGA
This is a messenger RNA of Arabis nemorensis, 708 nucleotides long. The record is from the annotation of a GenBank genome assembly. Lineage: Eukaryota; Viridiplantae; Streptophyta; Magnoliopsida; Brassicales; Brassicaceae.